This is a messenger RNA of Penicillium cosmopolitanum, 1188 nucleotides long. RefSeq lists its product as uncharacterized. The transcript is spliced from 2 exons. The record is from RefSeq and is a predicted model, not a curated record. The coding region runs from base 1 to 1188 and encodes 395 amino acids. Lineage: Eukaryota; Fungi; Ascomycota; Eurotiomycetes; Eurotiales; Aspergillaceae.
AUGUCGCCCAAGGCAGAAAACAACGCGGCUCCAGCAAAGUCGCCAGAUUGCGGUGUCUCAGAGGACCCAGCUACUCCUGGAUACUUCUGUACCUGCACGAAUGACUUCACGACGCACAUCACCGACAACCGCGCGGGGAAUUGCCCAAGUACCAUUCCGCCCACAUGGACGGUGACUCCUACUUCGUCUAGCACCUCAUCAACUAGCGAGAUACCUUUCAGUUACUAUCAGCUAUCAGACGGUGCCCUUAUCCACUGCGCAUCGUCAACUUUGUCCGAGUUCCAAGCGCUCUCAAAGGAAACUGCAACAUAUUGUGCAGGCUCCACGUCCACGGACUCUGUUUCAACGGGUGUGACCUCUACCACGACAGUCUGGCCUGCAAUCACGAGUCCAGUCACAUAUGGCAACCCAGGAUACUUCACAUCAAUGUACAUGCGGUCGCCGUCAACAGACGGCUACAAUGCUACUGCCUUCGCGGAGUCGCUAGCCUUUAGUUUCUACACGGCUUUUAGUAGUGCGUGCGCCACUACUAUCUCCAGCACAGUUACAAGCACUGCCGCCCUGUCUUUGAACACAUUUGCCACUCUCCCGGGUGGUGCAAUGGGCUCAAUGACCAGGGUCACCGAGACGGCCACCUACUAUGCAUGUGCCGCAGAGACAUUCAGCGUUUCACCUUGGGACACCGGUUCCCAGGAGUACACCGGUGGCAUUGACAAUACCGGAAAGCUAGAGAUUGCAAUUACAUCCUCCCUGUACACUGUGGAUAAUCUCCAGACAUGGCUCUGGGCUAUGGCAUAUCGAUUUGCACAUGCGACUGCGAAUUCCUUGACCUGGGAAAAGAUCUUGCGUGAAGAAGGUCGCGAAAACUUAGAGUUCUAUUACCCGUUCUUCAGGGUGCCGGGGCAACUCACGCUCGAAUUCGGUAAUAACUGGGACAAGGGCGUGGCACUUGAAAGGAUGCAAGUGGCUGCAAGCUAUAAGGAAAGUUAUGAAACAGAGCUAGCCUGCGAGAUUACGCAGGAAAUUGAGGAGGGUUUGGAAAUGUUUGUGGCUAUGGCGGCUGGGCCUGAAAUGGCUGCUCUCAGGGAGGCUUUGGAUAUAACGAUUUCCACUGAGGCAAGAAACGCCAUACACUACGGUUUAGAGAGCAGCCGUCUCAUGCUGGGUUGUGGCGAAAGUGAAGGGUGA